AGGGAACAUCAAUUUUUCCAAUUGUACAUCAAAAUGAAAUUCGCGUUAGUUUUUUUGGGUUUAUUUGUCGCGGUAAUUUGUGCUCCACCUGGAGACCAAGUCCCUAUAGUUUCUCAGGAAAGUGAUAUUCAACCUGACGGUAGUUUUAGAUGGUCUUUUCAAACUGGAGAUGGUACCAGACAAGAACAACAAGGACAGCCUAAACAAAUCGGCCAAGAGACAGCGAUCGUUCUCCAGGGCGCGGCUUCCUGGAAAGAUAACGAGGGCAAAGAUCACCAACUGACCUACAUAGCCGACGAAAAUGGUUACCAGCCUCAAGGCUCCGACAUACCUCAGAUUCCUCCAGCUAUUGCCAGAGCUUUGGAGUACAAUGCCGCCCAUCCUGAACAAGACCGUCAAUAAUAAUAUGAAUAAGAUAUUAUUUUGUAUUUAUUUAUUUUUGUAUUUUAUUGUAUAUUAUUAUUUUUUUUUAUAUGUGAUGAAGCAGAAACAAUAAAGUUUUGAUAGUGGACGCGUUAU
Molecule: messenger RNA, 519 nt
Organism: Ceutorhynchus assimilis (cabbage seed weevil)
Lineage: Eukaryota; Metazoa; Arthropoda; Insecta; Coleoptera; Curculionidae
Source: the annotation of a GenBank genome assembly